GGUCGUUGACAUCACGUAAGAAUGCGCAGGGGUGUCCCCAUCUAGGGUCCUCAUCCCCCACCAGAAAGGCCCUCCGAGGCUACGGUGGUUGGGAUGGCGUACCUGAGCGAGUGUCGCCUGCGACUGGAGAAAGGCUUUAUCUUGGACGGGGUGGCUGUGAGCACCGCUGCCCGCGCUUAUGGGCGCUCUAGGCCCAAGCUGUGGUCGGCGAUUCCGCCCUACAACGCGCAGCAGGACUACCACGCCCGCAGCUACUUCCAGAGCCACGUGGUUCCGCCCCUUUUGCGGAAAACUGAUCAGGAUCAUGGCGGUACAGGAAGGGAUGGCUGGAUAGUAGACUACAUCCACAUCUUCGGGCAAGGACAAAGAUACCUCAACAGGAGAAAUUGGGCAGGGACAGGGCAUUCUCUCCAGCAGGUGACUGGGCAUGACCACUACAAUGCUGAUCUGAAACCGAUCGAUGGGUUCAAUGGAAGGUUUGGCUACCGCAGGAACACUCCAGCCCUCCGUCAGAGCACGUCCGUCUUCGGAGAGGUCACCCACUUCCCUUUGUUCUAACAGCAUCUUUUCCCUUCAUAGCCAUCGACCUGAAUUUCUAAGACAAAUGUUUAGAUGAACUCUUAGUGUUACUUUACGUUAAAAAAAUUAAUUUGUGUCUC
Messenger RNA from Pan troglodytes (chimpanzee), 659 nucleotides. RefSeq names its product sperm microtubule associated protein 1 (gene SPMAP1). The transcript is spliced from 3 exons. The record is from RefSeq and is a predicted model, not a curated record. NCBI's taxonomy places the organism in Eukaryota, Metazoa, Chordata, Mammalia, Primates, Hominidae. The coding region runs from base 94 to 558 and encodes 154 amino acids.